Molecule: messenger RNA, 888 nt
Organism: Halichondria panicea
Lineage: Eukaryota; Metazoa; Porifera; Demospongiae; Suberitida; Halichondriidae
Exons: 6
Coding region: 27-473 (148 amino acids)
Source: RefSeq, a predicted model, not a curated record
UAUAACAUCUCCUCAUGUAGGAGUACAUGCAGUGUGUGACAGCAGUGGAUGGCCACUGGCUGGCUGAGCUGGGGCCAAUGUUCUUCAGUGUCAAAGAAUCAAACAGAUCAAGACUGAAACAAGCAGCCAAAGAGAAGCUCUCUCAGAUGAAGGCUGAGCUGUCAGUUGCAUCACAAGAAAUAAAAGCAGCAAAAGAAGAGCAAGAUGCCCAGAGAAGAAAGAGUGUUCGAGACAUUGUUCAUGCCAUGCAAGACCGAUCAGGUGGUAUGAGACUGUUCGAGUUCAAAUGCAAAGGAGAGAGACAAAAUAUCAAGUACUUCACUGGAAGUGCAAUACUGGAUUGGUUGAUUUCCUGGUCCUUUUGUUCGUCUCGUUGUGAUGCCUGGAAUUUUGUGUCCUCCCUUUUAACAGAGUUAUUUUCACCCAGUAAGAAUAGACUUCAACAAAGGGCAAUGCAUCAACCUGAAGGAUAACAAAACUUACAAUAAGGAAGUGGCAGACACGGACGAUGCUUACUAGACUACAUCUUUGUUUGUUUUGCUCCCGGUGAAAAGAACGGUUUAUUUGGUAACAGUGACGGUGAGAGUGACUCUGAGUUAGAUUAUGAUAUCCUCUCGUCCAGAAUGCCAACAGUACAUGUAAAUGCUAAUCCCGGUGAUCCCAAAGUAUUAUUAAAGCAAGGAUUCUUGAGAAAGAAGACGUCAAGCCAUCUUAACCCCUGGUCGUCUGGAGGUGGGCACUCCAAGAAGAACACCAAAAAGAAUUGGACUUUAACACCUAUAUGUACCUACGUAUUAAGUAAAACUAACUUUUCUCACGACACUUCACAUAUACUUUUAAAAAAAUGGUUGUCUAGUCAUUAUGCCUCGGUGUUCGCAUGCACAAGUG